AUGGAGAACAUUCGGGCAAAGAUCAAGCGCCGUCUCAGCCACAAAGACAAAGAGAUCAACUUUGACGAGCAUGAUUCAGCCGACGAAGAAACCAUGGACUAUGUCACAAAAGAGGCCGAUGAUGCAGAAAAAGAAGGACAUGACACAGGCAAGCCAGGGAGCUUCUUGAACCGUUUGAUCCUGCAUGGCAACAAAAAGACCGAGGACCAGCUCGCUCGCGAAAUGGCAGCAUCAAACCCGUCAACCGCUGACAAAGUGGCUACUCAACAAUGA
Fonsecaea pedrosoi CBS 271.37 is the source of this 273-nucleotide messenger RNA. RefSeq lists its product as uncharacterized. NCBI's taxonomy places the organism in Eukaryota, Fungi, Ascomycota, Eurotiomycetes, Chaetothyriales, Herpotrichiellaceae. The record is from RefSeq and is a predicted model, not a curated record. The transcript is spliced from 2 exons. Bases 1 to 273 code for a protein of 90 amino acids.